Molecule: messenger RNA, 354 nt
Organism: Lathyrus sativus (Indian pea)
Lineage: Eukaryota; Viridiplantae; Streptophyta; Magnoliopsida; Fabales; Fabaceae
Source: the annotation of a GenBank genome assembly
AUGCCUCAUGGGACUCAAAUAGGUAGUAGUUGUGCGCAAUCAAAUGAUAAAGAACGUGAAACACCACAAUUUUGCACUCAAUAUAGCUUGGAAACUAUUAACCUUGGUGAAGAAGUUGCAUCCGUGUUGGUUGUGAAUACGCAUAAACAAAGGUUCCAACAAAAAGAUGAUGAAGUUCUCAUUCAAUCAUGGCUCAACGUUUCAAAGGAUUCAAUUGUUAAGGUUGAUAAAGAAGGAGAUGGUUUUUGGAAGAGGAUCGGUGAAGCUUACAACAAGCAUCGUGACAUCAAUUGCAAUGAGAGAAAACCGACGCAACUAAAAGGUCAAUGGCACAAAAUUAAUCCAUUUGUUUAG